Messenger RNA from Arachis stenosperma, 1161 nucleotides. RefSeq names its product probable indole-3-pyruvate monooxygenase YUCCA10. The coding region runs from base 1 to 1161 and encodes 386 amino acids. The transcript is spliced from 4 exons. The record is from RefSeq and is a predicted model, not a curated record. Gene Ontology annotation, molecular function: NADP binding; N,N-dimethylaniline monooxygenase activity; flavin adenine dinucleotide binding. NCBI's taxonomy places the organism in Eukaryota, Viridiplantae, Streptophyta, Magnoliopsida, Fabales, Fabaceae.
AUGGAGCAAACUACAGUGGUAAUUGUAGGUGGUGGACCUUCAGGGCUUGCAAUAUCAGCAUGCCUUAAACAAUACUCAAUUAGUCACAUAGUACUUGAGAAAGAGGAUUGCAAUGUUUCUCUUUGGAGAAAGCAUGCUUAUGAUAGAGUAAACCUUCAUUUGGCCAAAGAGUUUUGUGAAUUACCUCUCAUGUCUUACCCUCCUUCUUGCCCUACCUUCCUCUCCAAGUCUUAUUUUCUCGAAUACGUUGACAGAUAUGUCAAACAUUUCGAGAUUAGCCCUCGCUACUGCCGGAUAGUGGAGUCGGCCAUGUACGACGAGGGCGAAAAGAUGUGGAAGCUUGAGGCAAAGGCUAGGGUUAAAGAAGGGGAUAUGGAGAGGGUGGUUGAUGAGGUUUAUAGGGCAAAGUAUGUUGUGAUAGCCACAGGUGAAAAUAGUGAAGGAUAUAUUCCAAAUGUGGUUGGGUUAGAUACUUUUGGUGGACAAAUAUUGCAUUCAAAACACUAUAAAAAUGGUUCUAUAUUUGCAUCUAAAGAGGUUUUGGUUGUUGGAUGCGGCAAUUCUGGAAUGGAAAUUGCAUAUGAUCUUCAAAUUUAUGGUGCUAAAACUUCUGUUCUUAUUAGAAAUCCGGUUCAUGUGGUGAGCAAAGAACUAAUCCAUCAAGGUAUGCGCAUGCUGAAAUAUUUGCCGGUAAAUAUUGUGGACAGUGUGAUCACUUUUUUAGCAAACAUUAAAUUCGGUGAUCUCUCUCAAUUCGGAAUUCAUCGUCCAAAUAAGGGACCAUUCUAUCUGAAGGAAGCUGCUGGUAGGUCUCCAAUUCUUGAUGUUGGAACCAUUGCUAAGAUUAAAGACGGUGCAAUCAAGGUUAUCCCUUCUCAUAUAAUGAGAAUUGAGAACAACAAAGUGAUAUUUGGAAACAACACGGAGAAGGAAUUUGAUGCAAUUGUGUUUGCCACUGGAUAUAAAAGCGUGGCUAACAAAUGGUUAAAGGAUAAUUACAAGUAUGUUCUAAACGAAGAUGGAAUGCCAAAGAAUGAAUUUCCAAAGCAUUGGAAGGGAGAACAUGGAUUAUACUGUGCUGGACUUGCAAGAAGAGGCUUGUUUGGUGUCAAAUUUGAUGCUGAGGCUAUUGCUGACGACAUCAACCGAAACCUUCAUUGA